AUGUCAGUGCAGCAUCCCACCACUACGUGGGAGGCAAAUCAAGAUGGCACAUCGUUCUUUAGGCGACAGGAGGUCUACGCGAUGCAAUGGAGCCUUGCAUCGCUCUCCGAUUUCAUCGUCGCUGGUGCGAGACGUGGUGGACCGAUAGCACUUCGCCGAAAUGAGUCGGCUAUUGUGCAAUAUGGGCAACAUACCACAUCUAAGCCCCAAGUACAGGUGUUCUCCUCUUCUGGGGCGCUGCUUAUCACAAUACCGUGGGAGCUCGGCAAAAUAGUGAAAAUGGGUUGGUCAUAUGAUGAACAACUCGUCAUACUCAACGAAGACGGUGUUUACCGGGUGUACGAUCUCCAAGGAGAAUACUCUCAGAAUUCCCUGGGACAAGAAGCACAAGAUUCAGGAGUCGUCGACGCUGUUAUUCAUGACUUUGGGAUGGUGGCACUUACUGGUAAUUUGGGUUUUAUGGAAGUGAAAGGUUGGGAGGGUGGUAGACCAGUGUCAUUGGCUCCACAGGUAAGAGUGCCAUGCAUAUUCCAUACCACCACUGUGUUGGGACAUUGUUCCCCCGAUCAAAGUCUCAGUCGCCAUGUCGAAGUAUUGCUCCCAUAUGAAAAUACUAUACUGAGUGUUGAUAGCUUGGAAAGCGUUGACCAACAAAUUUCCAGGGGACCUUUUCAACACAUAGUCAUUUCCCCAAGUGGAAAGGCCAUCGCUCUAUUGACGGUCUCCGGGACUCUUUGGGUCGUAUCAUCAAAUUUUCAGGAGAGUUAUACCGAGUAUGAUACAACGACUGAAGGAAUGCAAGGCCCGCCGCAACAACUUGUGUGGUGCGGUAACGAUACAUUGGUAAUGAACUGGGAGAUGAUAGUGGUUAUGGUUGGUCCUUUCGGGACUGUGCUAAAAUAUUAUUACACCUCACCAACACAUCUCAUUUCGGAGAUCGAUGGUGUCCGGAUAAUCAGCAGCGAUAGGUGCGAUUUUUUGCAGAAGGUGCCCCGGCCGUCAGAGAUGGUCUUUAAACCUGGAUCUACUUCUGCGGCCGCGAUUCUUUUUGACGCACUUGAACUAUUUGAGAAAAAGUCCCCGAGAUCGGAUGAAAUUAUUCGAAGUAUACGACCAGAGCUUGCCGGGGCCGUUGAUACAUGCAUUGCAGCAGCAGGGCACGAGCUUGAGCCAUAUUGGCAAAAGCGCUUGUUGAAUGCUGCAUUGUAUGGUCGUGCUUUCCUCGAUCUCUACAACCCAACAGAUCUCGUGGAGAUGGGUCAAGCGCUUAAAGUGUUGAACGCUGUUCGUUAUUUCGAAAUCGGCAUACCCAUCACUUAUACCCAGUACAUCCAAGCUUCCCCUCACCAUCUCAUCAACCGCCUCACCACACGCAAUCUCCACCUCCUUGCGCUUCGGAUAUCUAUGUAUAUCAAGCUUAAACCUGACGUCGUACUUCGACAUUGGGCGUCUGCCAAGAUCUCGCAAUCGAGAGUGGAGAUCGACGAAGAAACAAAACGGGCGAAGAAUGACGAUGAAGAAGUCUGUGGGUUGAUUGUUGCUAAGUUCGAGGCUCUUGGACCGGAGGCGUCCCAGGGUGUGAGUUACUCUGAAAUCGCGAAGAAAGCUUGGAGUGCUGGAAGGAGUCGUCUGGCUACGAUGCUUUUGGAUCAUGAACCGAGGGCAGGAGACCAAGUCCCGUUGUUACUUACGAUGAAUGAAGACCAGCUGGCCCUCACCAAGGCGGUUGACAGCGGAGACACCGAUCUAGUUUAUUAUGUAUUACUUCACCUUAAACGUCGCCUAAAUCUGGGGGACUUCUUCCGAUUGAUAGAGGAAGGCGGCCCUAAGCUGAAACUGGCGGCAGAUUUACUUCAGGUUUACGCCCGGCAACAGAACAGAGAACUGUUGAGGGACUUCUGGUUCCAAGAUGACAGGAGGACUGAAAGUGCAACGUUGGCUUUGGAAGAAGCUGCGAAUGCGACGGGCCUAGCAGCGAAGAUUGAGAAUAUCAAAAUUGCGGCUAAAUUUUUCUCGGAGGAUAAACAAAGGACUUUUGAAGCCAAAAUGAUGGAUGAAUAUCUCAAAUUGCUCGCCUUUCAGCAGCAGCUCGAGAAAGACUUAGACGAAACAAAACAAUUCGUUGGCCUCAGUAUUACAGAGACCAUCCGAGCAUGCAUUGUCGCGGGUCUUCACAAAAAAGCGGAACGAUUGCGAAACGACUUCAAGGUGCCUGACAAAAGAUGGUGGUAUACCAAACUUCACGCUUUGGUGGAUGUCAAAGAUUUUGACGGGCUGGAUGCAUUCGCCAAAUCGAAGCGUAGCCCCAUUGGUUACGAGCCUUUCGUCGAGUAUCUCGUGAGUCAGGGAUACACAAAGCAAGCGGCAUCCUUUGUCCCCAAGUGCGACUCUAAGUUACGGGUGGAUCUCUACGUCAAAUGCAAUGAGUGGAAGAUGGCGGCUCAAGAGUGCAAGGAACGAGGGGACAAGGCAAAGCUUCAGGAAUUGAAACAAUUGAGCCCAAAUAACGUCGUGGCCAGGGAACUUGAUGGGGUGCUUCUAACUAUGGGUUGA
Molecule: messenger RNA, 2553 nt
Organism: Cantharellus anzutake
Lineage: Eukaryota; Fungi; Basidiomycota; Agaricomycetes; Cantharellales; Hydnaceae
Product: vacuolar assembling/sorting protein VPS16
Exons: 16
Coding region: 1-2553 (850 amino acids)
Biological process (GO): endosomal transport; intracellular protein transport; vacuole fusion, non-autophagic
Cellular component (GO): endosome; HOPS complex; lysosomal membrane
Molecular function (GO): actin binding
Source: RefSeq, a predicted model, not a curated record